Messenger RNA from Schistosoma spindalis, 2172 nucleotides. NCBI's taxonomy places the organism in Eukaryota, Metazoa, Platyhelminthes, Trematoda, Strigeidida, Schistosomatidae. The record is from the annotation of a GenBank genome assembly.
UGGGUGGGAGGAUCGAUUGGUAUAUGGUUUAUUCAUGCUUGACGUAUUAUCAUACUAGUGUGAGUGUCACACGGCAUUGUAUGUUUCUGAAGAUAUAUCGUAGCAUUUACGAUAAUUCUUUGUUUGACUUGGCGAUGAUAUUGUAAACACCAAACUAUGUCAGAUCAAAUGGUUGAUCCUAAUGAGCCAUCAGCGUACAUUGCAAAUGCUGAUGGUACAUACACAGCCAUACCGUUCAGUCAGACUGAAGAUGGGCAAGUGGUAUUACAACUAAAUGAGAUGGGUUUGUCCAAUGAAGGUGAAGAAAUGGUUCUAAUUGCUGCUGAUGACACAGCAACAUUGGAAAGUCUGAUUGCUUCGGGUGCUGUUACAGCUAUUGCUGCUGAGAAUGGUACAGAGUAUCUACAGUUCACAGAUCCUGGUAUGGAAGGAGCUCAGGUCAUCGAGUUACCAGCAGAUCAAAUGCAACUUUGGGAUCCGAAUUCUAAAGCAUACUAUGAUGCAUCAGGUAUAGGACCUGGCUUCGUUGCUUUAACAGGGCAAUCUAGUGGUGUCACUUACCGUUGUCCAUCUUGUCCAGCUAUGUAUGCUAAUGCUAACGCUUUUACUAAACAUAUGCGCGAAAAACAUUUCGUUAAAGUUUACACAUGUCGUCAAUGUGAAGAGUUUUUCGAAACUCUCAGUCAGUUAUUUCUGCACGCUCGACGCAGUCAUGUUGAUCCUAAAAAACCAAAACGAAAUCCGGCCAAUUUCAAAUUUCAUUGUGACCAGUGUAACUAUAUGACGAAUAAUGGUGGGACAAUGGAACAUCAUAAACGAGCACAUACAGGAGAAAAACCUUUUGUUUGUGAUGUUUGCAAUAAACGUUUUGCUCAGAAAGCAAAUAUGAAAACUCAUCGAAAUCGACAUAUUCACCGGGACAAGAUAUUCCGUUGUGACACGUGUAAUAAAGCUUUUUCAUCUUAUGACAUUUACCUUGCUCAUCUUCGAACAAGAGAACAUGAACUUCGAGAACAUUUCGCUAUGAUGGCAUCUUCACAGUUGGCUUUAGAGUGUUUGGGUUGUGCAGUUACCUUCGAUAGCAUAUAUAACCUGAAUAAGCAUACAAGAAGCUGCCGUAUUGUUCGUACUCUACAAACUAAAUUUCGAUGUUUACCGUGUAAUGCCUAUGUCAGUGAUGUGGCAUCGUUGAAAGCUCAUGUAAAAGCUCACGAAGGCAGUCAAAUCAUAUCGUGUCCUGUAUGUGGUGAACGCGGAUUCCCAGGUUUCAAUCAACUAAAUCAUCAUAUUACAAGGGCUCACGCUUUGAAGGUUAAUCGUCGUCACGUUUGUCGUUAUUGUGAAUCCACUUUUGAGAUUAAGAAAGACUUAGAUAUGCACAUUCGAAGUAUGCACGCUGAAGAAAGGAACGCUCGUCAAUCGAGGGGAGCUGUUGGUCGCCUGAAAUGUCGAUAUAACCAUUGUGAAUUCACAACAAAUUCAAUAAUGUUGUUAGAUCGACAUCAUGAUCAACAUCGACGUCAAGAAGAAGAUGGGGAAGAUGUUGGACUUGAACUUCCUCCUGCUCGCUACUCAUACACAAAACGGAAAAAGCUAAAGAUGUCCAAGCGAAAUCGACUUGUUGAUGGAUACGAAGAUGAUGAGGAUGCAGAGACUGGUGAUGGCGAGGGAGAUGAUGACAUGGCUGAUGAUGAAGAUGAUGCUUAUGAAGAUGUUGGUGUAGAUGGUAAUGUUACUAGACGUACUAUUACUCUUAUAAAAUCCAAUACUCGUAAAGUACAGGGCAAUGAAGAAUACACUUCAGGAAGUACAGGUGGUGUUGGUGUUUUAAACGAAAGCAGUACAACUAAUCGUCGUAUGUCUAGAGCACGUCGUCUUCCAGCUUGGUAUAAAGAUUACGAUACCGAUUUUGUUAUGCAUGAAGAAGGUGUAAUGGAUAGGGAAGAAGUACAAGCUCAACUCCCACCAGGUAUAGAAUUAGAAGAUCCAUCUGCUGUAGAUAAAGAAGAUGUUCCAACAGAAGAGUGGAAUAUUGUCGUAUAUGAUGAUGAUGAUGAUGAUGAUGAAGAUGAAGAUAGUCCUAUAGAUUACGAAGAUGAAGAUAGUAAUGUUAUAAACGAUAGUAGUAACUGUGAUACUACUGGUCUAUUAAAUGUACAUGCAUUUGCAUAA